UUUUGCUGCUAAAAGUUAUUUGUUAAACGCCUUUGAUAAAUAUAUAAGUGUUAUUGCGGUUCUGUUUAUAUACAUUUUAUAGAAAAAAAACAACCUUCCUCCUUGAUUACUUAGUCAAAUAAUCCAUCACCAUGUUUGAGGGCGCGGUGGCCGGGAUCCUCAACCGGCUGUUGGGCAAAUACGUCCAGGACCUGGACACGGAGAACCUUAACGUUGGCAUUUUCUCUGGCAAUGUCAACUUGACUGAACUGAAACUCAAGCCUGAGGCUCUGUACGAGCUCGACCUCCCAAUCGAUGUCAAAAUCGGUACCAUCGGCCGGAUCAACCUCCAAAUCCCCUGGUCCGGCCUCUACACUCAACCCGUCAUUGUCAACAUCGAAGACGUCCUAGUUUUAGUCGGCCCAGCCAUCUCCAACAGCUACUUCGACCCUGAACGGGAAAAACGACUCAGCAGAGCAGCGAAACGAAAGAUUCUUCAAGAUUUAGAAGCCGAGAGUGAGAUUCUGAAAGGCCCGCAGAAUUUCUUUGAAACUCUGUUUACGGCUAUAGUGAAUAAUUUGCAGAUUUAUGUCAGGAAUGUUCAUGUGCGGUAUGAGGACUCGAUCAGCUCGAAGGAUGGCCCGCUGGCUUGCGGAUUGUGUCUGCAGAGUUUGUCUAUUGAGACCACUAACAGCAAAUGGAAGCCCUCAGUAACUCCAGCGAACGCUUCAACAGUGUACCAGAUGAUGCGUAUAGAAUCCCUCUCACUUUACUGGAACCCAACAGCCACUGCUCUGGACGAUGCGGAAAUAGCCAACAUUACUCCCAUGCAGUAUUAUAACUGGAAGCAUUACAUGAUGACUGGCCUGGACAAGUUCUCGAUGCACCAUGAGGAUUUUGAGUUUUUGCUCAAACCGGUAACUUGCAAGGUCAAAGUCCUAAUCAACCGCUCGAGUGAAGCUCGCGUUCCUCGCCUGUUGUUGGAUGCCAUGCUGCAAGACAGUGCGUUGCAGUUGUCACGACGACAGUUCUUGUCUAUUGACAAUCUGCUGUCUUCUUUCCACAGGAUACAGCUGAACAGAAAAUACCGGCAUCUCCACCCAGGAGUGCCCCUAACCAAAGACAUCAAAAAAUGGUGGCGCUACGCCUACAACGUGGUCCUAGAACAGCGCGUCCGUCCCUACACCUGGGCAGCCGUACAGAAGCACCGAGCCAACUAUAAUACCUAUAAGAAGACUUAUAAGAGCACGCUGAGGAGUCCCCAUGAUACAGAGUUGAAGUUAGAUUUGCAGCAGUGUGAGGACAGCCUGCCGAUUAUAUCGGUGGUGAUUGCUAGAGAACAUGCCAAAUAUGAGUUGCUUUCUCAAGAACCUGACCGUAUUGAAGUGGUGGAGUCAGAGUUCGACUGGUGGCGGAGCGAAGAGGAGGAGCCGCGGGUUGAACUAUGUGUCAAGACUGAGAGGAAGACGCUGUGGAGUCAUCUCUCUAGCCCUGAGAGGAAAAAGGUUUGCGAGUUAAUAGGCUAUGUUGAAGGGGCACCAAAGGACAAGUCAAAACAAUAUAUCGAGCACAAACUAAAUUUAACACUAGCGAAUUGUUCCUUGACUCUUAUGAACAGAAAUAAGGAAGUGUUGGGGGUAACAUUGACGCAAUUCCUCGCGUCAUUGGAGACAAGACCUUCAGCUAAAGCUUAUAAGCUUUCCGCCCGAGCAGAAAGCAUAGUCAUGGAAGGUCUCUCCUCCGACGGUGAAUUAGUACCUCUCCUCACAGCAGAGAAAGGGUCCCCCACCAGUACAAAUCUACUAGCUUUGGAUAUUGAGAAGAAUCCGGCUAGUAGCGAAGCGGAUUACGGGCUGUGUUGCUUGUUGGAGCCGGUUGAAGUGACUUAUGUAGAGCACGCGUUCACCGAACUUAUAAACUUCUUCCAAACCCACUCGAUGACGUCAGAGGAACUAUUCGAAGAGUUAUCGCACGCCGCCGACAAGGCGGCUGUUAUGGGACGAUCGGUUCUGGCUUACGCUGUCAGCAGGAAGAAGAUGUUCCAUGUUAACGUUGAUGUGAAGGGUCCGUGCGUUAUUGUGCCAGAAUACGGGUGUGCUAGCAAGACUGGCAAGCUAAUGGUAGUGGAUAUCAGUCGUAUCAUCAUAAAGUCUGACCUGCAACCUUCAAAUCUGGCACUGGAAGACGCCACAUGUAUGGAGCUGGAGGAGAGGUUGUACGACAGGCUUCAUGCCGAGUGCUCUUGUCAGGUUCUGUUUUGUGAAGGAGUGGAGUCCUGGCGUGAAACAAGACGCCAAACUGACUCAGAACUACAUCUAGUGCCGCGUAUGAAGGCUCAAGUCGUCUUCUCAAAUAGUAUUAAGAAGGAUUACAAACUACUACCAAGAUACAAAUUAAACAUAUCUCUCUCAAGCGUAAAGCUAAACCUAUCGCAACGCACCAUCGCCUCUCUCCUGGAUUUCCUGGACAACCUACCCGUUCCCGUGCCGAACACUGUCCCGGUUUCCUUCAUGGACUCUGGGGAUUACGCUGAGGAGCUCGAGGUACCCGAAAUGACGGCUAUGAUGAAGGAUAAGGUGCCAUGUGACCCGGGACAUGACGAAUUAGUUAGGCUACGCCAAAAGAUUGUAGCCGCUUAUCUUAGCAAAAAUAAGGUAGCAGAGUCGACAUUCGACCGAGCUGGCGCGAAGCUGGGUUUCCAAGAGUCCAACCAAGUGUUUAUAUCAUCGGAACAUAGCGAUGAAGACAUGGAGGUGUACGCUCGUUCAGUGGACUUGCCUGGAUUUGAUGAUAAUGUAUCGCCGAGUAACAAUAUCAACACGUUGCUGAGAUUUGUUGUGGGUGAAAUCGUGAUUAACCUUUCCCGUUCAACAAGAGAAGAUAAAGAUCGUCCAUACGUCUUGCUAAGCAUCAGCAAGGUCUGCCUUGAUGUUGCUCUGAUGCAAUACGGGCCAGCCGUCCAGUUGUGUGUAACACAGGCGUCUUUGCUAGAACAUACUGAGACUGGAGAUGUGCUGCUGCUCAGUAGUUCAGGAGAACUACUCAAUCUGCUUUACAGGAAGGUUCGGGCCGACUGUCCAGACUUCCGUAGCCACUUUCACAGCGUUGAGCAGAGCUUAGUGGGUGACACUGGCCCUAUUGCUAUGUCGUUGAAUGCUCAGGGCCUCAAGUCACUGGUGCACUAUCUUCACUGCAUUUAUGAUGAAAUACAAACCCGACACGAGUUGAAUUUGAAGAAAGCACUCCUGCCGAAGACGAAAUCGCUCUGGGAUUAUUUGAUGCAGCCCGAAGCUGAUCCACCUGUACCUUCUGGCGCCACCAAAUUCAGUUAUUCUGUCAGAGUCUCUUCUGCUUCAAUAAAGCUGAGCCACCAACACGGUGCACUGUUAGAACUGAGAAUAUGUGGACUGGAAAGCGACUGUGUGUUCCGUGCCAAUGAUAGGAUGAUAUUCAAACUAUUCUUAGCAUCGGCACAUCUUGAUGACUUAGCUGGAGCAACUCUUUAUCCCAAACUGAUGUGGCCUGACGAAGACAGAGUCCUGGAAUUGAAGUACGUUCGCGCCGCCCCGCGAUACUACGGACGACAGGAAUUGAAGUCCCAUGGAGAGUUAAGAAUUCAUCUUGGGAGAGUUCAGCUGGUGUUACUGAAUUGUGCUUUACAUCAAUUGCAGCAAUUCCUGGAGCCACUGAUACCGUCCAGUGUGGCCACAGAGGCGGCAGUGGCAGCAGAAAAAGCCGCUGAGCGACAAGCAAGAGGCAUUAGGACUUGGAGUGCGAGACUAAACCUUGUCAUUGAGCUCCACGCACCUGUUCUAUUGCUGCCUCAGAAACCAUCAUCGCCUAACUUACUCGUCUUGAACAUGGGCGAUCUUCAGAUAGAGAAUUUCUUCAAGCAAGUAACGCGGGACGCGUCAAGUCCCGUACAGAGCCCUGUCAUAGACAACAUACUUGUCACGCUGACUAAUGUUACAUUGUCACGCGCUGUUAUGACUCUCGCCGGGAUACUUGAAGUGCAGGAACCAAUACUCGAGCCAGUAUCUCUCCGCUGCGACCUCAAACGAGCUGUCUCCUACCAGCAACAGAGCGCGUCACACCGCGACCUUUUAUUAUGCGAUGCCCACGUUACCAUGGAUACGGUGGUUAUGAACCUGGGGCAUAAGGAUCUAGCGACUCUGAGGGCUGUAUGGACUGAUAACCUUAGUGAAGCUAGAUAUAUCGAUAGUAUUAUUCCAAGCUCUCCAGUAGAAACACAACCAAGCGACGCGUCGGUAAAGAAGUUGCAAGCUUUCUUUGCUCAAGGCGAACCUAUACGAAAGGAGGCCGUUGUCAGAUUCACAUUGGAAGGCGUCGAACUAAAGCUGUUCUCCGAUAUGGAUGAAGUGCUAUCUUCUCCCGUCCGAGACUUGAACCAUGGACUCGCCAAACUAACUGCUGGCGAGGCGGCAGUACAGUUGGACUUCUUCUCUGAUAGCAGUACGGAGAUGAGAGCUAGCCUGCAGAGCUUGCUGGUGGAGGAUAUCAGACCGGAUCCAGGGAUUGUUAUAGAGAAAAUAUUCCAAUCUCAAUGCUACUCAAGCCGUGCUUCCACUGGCAUCUCAGUCUGCCGUCCGCCGCUCAUCGAUGCGACCGUCCGGAUGACCGGGGCAAGAGGCACGAGUUGUGACGUCAGAGUGGAUAGGACACGGAUCAACUUGUCUGUCCCAUUCUUGAUGGCGCUGUGUCGAGCACUAUUAGAAGCUGCGCCAGGUGAAAGAAGCAUGGAGGGUGGAGUGGUGAAUCAUGGAUACGUCGGUGAACACGCAAAAGGCAACAAUAACCGGCCCGCAAGAUUCCCUAGUUCUAGUGAUUCCACAAGCGGAUACUAUUCUGCAGCAACAUUAGUACCUGAAGAGUCUCCCGGCCUGUCCAUCUCCAUACAGUUCCGUCAGCCGGAACUCAUGUUCUUCACGGACCAGGGCAAGUCCGAAGGGCAUGCGUUGCUGCUUCGAACCGAAUUGCUUAUUGACUACUCGAGCCAUUCCAGUACUGAGAACUUCGUGGUUUCACUGGCUGGUCUCCAAAUAAUGUCCAAACUGCAGUCAAAACUGAAGAACUUACCCCCUCAAAUAGUUCUAAAACCUUGUGACAUCGAGUUUUCCAAGAGCUUCAAGAAUAUAGAAGAGGGAGUGAGGGUGACUGUUAAAGUUUCGGAGAUUGAGAUCCAUCUGGCGGCUACCACUGUGCAUACUGUUGUGGAUAUAAUGGAAGAAAUCCAGUCAGAACUAACGAUCCCUGACUGUGAGCCGUUCAACUUCGCCACCAACCCCAAGUUUGAAAGACAGGAUGACGAGCUCUGGGCUCCCAAGAAGAUAGCACCAUACGUCAUUGUCAACCCUGAAGAUAGCUAUGUCCAGCCAAAAUACCCAGCCGUUAAAGUGCAAGAAAGCUUCAGCAUGGUAGUGCCGAGUGUGAGAGUGCUACUCGAAGUUGAGCAGACUGUGCGCGUUCCUGUAUUAAUGUUCAAGUUAACCGGAGAGUUGACCCUACACGACUGGUCCCGCGCACUCCACGGAGGCGCGAGUCUCACGGCGCACGCGUCAUGUUACAAUGAUCGGUUGGACUGCUGGGAACCGUUGCUAGAGCCUGUCGUUUGUGAAGAGAAUGUGUACAGGCCUUGGGAGCUCACUGCGAGCAUCUUCCAGGCUAAAGCAUACCCGAUGUCGUCUCGCCUAGACACGACCAUUCACAAAGAGACAGACGGUGAAACGUUCACAGACGGUGCGAAACGCACGCGGAAACGCAGCGAGUUCGAGUCUGAGACGUCUGCUGAUGAAGACAACACGGACAACGAGAUGACGUUUAUAAAGAACCCACAAGGAAACAGAAAGGAUGCAGAAUACAGCGGCAACAUGUCAUUCCUUAACGCAUUGGACGUCGAUGAAUCCGACUCGGAGAAUGAAAAUGGGCUGAUGGAUAAAUUGGCCACUGCUAUGGGACAUCUAUUCACCGACGAUUCAAGCGCCGAGGAGUUAAGCAACGAUUCUGACUCGUCAGCACCUGAACAAAGCGAUGGAGAAACAGACAAGGAGGUCGAUAAGACUGUCUCUUUCAUCGACGGCGAGCGGAAAGAGAAAACUGUUACUGUUCAGGACCCCGUUCGCCAAGACAGCGUAGAUUCCGGCCUUGAAUCAGAAAGCGUCGAGCGUCUCUGCACAUACAUAGUCAUCGAAGCACGCUCAGCGCUGAAACUAACAGCGCAUGCAGCGCUAGGCCGAGCGCUGGCUGCGCUGAGUGUGGAUCGGACGGCUUGCGUGGGCGCUAUUGUAACUCCGCCUCAACAGUUGACGCUUACUAAUGAUAUACAGCCCGGCUCAACAGUUCAUCUAAAGACUCAUUCGGAGACCGACCUGGCAGGAAACGAUCGGGUGCUCAUCGUUGCAGAUUAUGACGUCGACAGCAGCAGACCGAGCACACCAGGAUGUGACACAUCGUCAGCAGACAUGUUGGAUGAUGCAGCUGAACUGAAACCGGAGACUACUGACGUCAAUGACGAUUGGGAUUGCUUGGAAGGCGGGUUUCCAUCAUCAGCUCUUGAAACCAAACCCACGACGUGGCAUUCCCCGCUAUCGCCACCACCGGACGCCCCUAAGCUACAUCGACGGCUUACCGACAAGACGCUUACUAUCAAGCUGCAUGAUUUGGAUGAACUCACGAUUCCGUGUCCGCAGCGCACUGUGUCCAAAUUGCACGUGUUACACCCGAGUAGGAACGGAACCCGCUACUAUAUUGUUGUCGAACGUACUUCCAGCUAUAACCAGCAGAAAAUUGUCGUACGAUCUCCUUUGCAACUGCGUAAUGAAACCUCAUACCCGCUAGAACUUUUCUACAAGAAGACGGACCUUCAAGCCAUUGGGGCUGAGCUAAUCGGAGCUGUCAGCAAUCCGUUUGACGACAAAAUGCGACUGGCGUGUGUAGCACCCCAAGACACCUAUAAUGUGCCACUGUAUAUAGCCUACCAUUGCAAGUUGUUCCUACUACCAGUGCUUGCUGACAAUUACCAAACCUCAACGCAGGGUAUCUGGUGGAUGGAACUGGCUAAAGAUCUGGGCAGUCCAAGGGAUAUAGUUUGUCCUGCAAAGUCUGAUGAAGACUCAAAGGUGUUUGCCAUGAGGAUACUCACAGUCGAAGGUUGCCCCUCCCCAAAAAUCACCCGCUCCAUCCCCAACUACCUAAUCCGCGUGCUUCCCCCCCUCGCUGUUUACAACCGUCUCCCCUACGCCCUAGAACUCACUUGUGGAGACAUCAGUAUGAGAGUGUCGGCAGGCGAGCGCACGCACACACACGCAUUAGAACUCACACAGGCGCAUAGAUUGACUGUGCAUGUGCAGUAUAUGGGGCUGCCUUGGACUGGUAGCUUCACUCUUUCGCCAGACGUGACGGAAAAGAACAUAACAAUGAGUACAGAAUGCGACACCCAGGGCGGGAAUAAACAGCUGGGUGUCCGGGCGUGGUUGCGAAGGGCAGACUGCUGGCAGCUGCAUCUGCAUGCGCCGUAUUGGAUUAUUAAUAAAACUACACUGCCGUUGCAACUCAAGGGUAGCCAUUCUGACACGGUGUACGAAGUGACAGACGAACCACUUCUUUGGUCGCCGGCGAGACGGCAUCGGCAAGCCGAUAAACUUCGACUGCGCGCGCAUCAGUCCGCGUGGUCCCGAGCCUGCCGCGCCGCCGCCGCCGCGCCGGGCCUUAUUGUUUGUGCGCAUACUGAGAGAAAGAUGAACUAUCGGAUCCUGCUCAAUGUAACACUCUCGGAGCUCUGCCCCCAACUGACCAAGAUCGUGACCCUCCUCCCCUACUUCCUGGUGUACAACGACAGUAAGCGGCACCUGCGGUUCAUGGAGGAGAACGAGGCGGCGGACCUCUGGAUAGACCUGGCGCCGCAGCAGUGCACACCGUUCUGGCCUCAGACCGACUCCAUGGCUAUGCACUGCAAGUACAGGGACUCGGGAGUCGUGAGCCAGCAUUUCCCGAUAACGAAGAAUCAUUUUACAGUACUGAGAAUGGAUAAGGGGUCGGCGAUCUCAGUAGAAGUGACUGGAGGUACAGACCGUCCAUUCACCAUCACCUUCAAGCCGUAUACGGCAGGCGACGCGCCCGUACGCAUUGACAACUUGUGUGACGACCUGUUCCUCAAACUACACCAGAAGGAAUCUGGACAGGUGGCACUGCUAAGUCCUUACCAGUCCAUGUUGUACACGUGGGACGAUCCUAGCAAAGAGCGGCAGUUGAUGUGGAACAUUUACAACAAUAAGGGAAAGGGAUACAUCGCUGACUUUAGCCAGGAUGGUAACGGCGAACAGAAAGUGAGCUUCCACUCAGUCAAGCAUUCCACUCUGGUGGCCACCAGCAGUGUUACCUCCAAACUGUCUUCAACCCUCAAGCGUCUCACGCCCAAGUCUCCAGAACCCUGCUCCUCCAGCUCCGACGACUCUGACAACGAAGACCCUCACAAGAAGAAGAUGAGGAAAGACAAAGUCAUCGUCUACUGGAUCUCCUACAUGGAAGGAUUACAACGAGUCUUCGUCCUGGCCCAAGACGAAAGAAUAGCCUAUCAGUACAAAAUGAGAAUCAACUCGGAAAAGAGCGACUACGAAGUCUACCUAUCCUUAGCAGAAGUCAGUCUAUCAGUCUGCGUUGACACGAAGCUUGGUGUUAAAGAACUAGCGCAUCUAAGUGUGACGGAUUCUUUACCGCUCUGGGAAGUCAAUGUCAGCCAUAAAUGGAAGAAACUAUCACCAGAUUUAACAGCUUGGAUUGAGGAGAAAUAUCAAUCUGAACAAAAGAAAUGCCAGUUAAAAGAAUACAUUCAUAUAGAUUUAGAAAAAAUGCAAAUGACUAAACCAUUCUUUUCAGAACUUCGAAGAACGUAUAACCCAGGUGUUUGGUUACAGUUGAGAAAAUCAGACACAUUGACUUAUUGUCAUUUAAAAUUACAGAGAUUACAAAUAGAUAACCAGCUAAGCGAAGCUGUGUUCCCUAGUGUUUUAUACCCAGCCCCUUUGCCAAACGCGCGAUCUACGCGCGGCCCAAAACCGAGCAUAGAACUUGUAGUUUUAAAGCAACACAGACCUGCUUUGAACCAAGAUGUUUACAAAUACUUAAAAGUACUAGUGCAAGAGCAUUAUGUGAAUUUGGAUAGGGGAUUUGUUAACUACGUAUUUGAUAUACUAAACCAUUGGAAACUGGAAGAAAAGCCAGCUGUGAGACUAAGAGCGGAUUUGGCUUUAGUUCAUAUGCCUUUACCGAUCAUAGCUCUGAAAUCUCAGACUAGCGCGCAAAGGAAUAUAAUUUUCGAGUUCGUCCACUUGUCACCGAUAAAAUUGGUGUUAAGUCUGUCUUCUAGGGGGUAUUUUGGGGAGAACCCGAAUAGUCCGACUAGGACGAGGUUUUGCAGUAAGAAGGAGAACCGGCCUAAGCUGUUUAAUAGUGAUUUGUUGGAGUACCUGUUUAAUUCCUGGGGAUCUUCACUGUGCGAUAUGAAGGAUGUUGUUUUAAGAAUGGCCUACCUAGAGAUUCGAAACGCACCCAUCACCACCACAGCUCUUAUCGACACAGCCUCUCGUUUCUACUGGACGCAACUAGUCCAGCAGUUCUACGUUUUGGUCCUUGGGCUGAAUAUACUGGGCAACCCGUAUAGUACUAUAGGGGAUUUCUGUCGCGCCUUGAAGCAUUAUUAUGAACCUUACCUGGGCACAGUCUGCGGGCGACAAGAAGACCCGUCAGCUCGCCUGGAGCUGGGCGCCGCGCGGCUGCUGGGGCAAGCGGCCGGCGCCGCGCAGCCCGCGCUCUUUGACGCCACACCUGCCCGCCGGCGCGCAGUUGAAGACGGCGCGCUAAGCAACGACCUGCCGGAGAAGGUUCUAGAAGCGAGCCGGAGUCACCCAGCCAGUGUCGCUCUGGCGCUGUCUGGACUUGUGGCUAGACCCAGCGUCGAUAUAUGUCGAGAAGCGAUGCGCGCCGCCGCCGGCAGCGGCGGAGCUAGUGCUUUACGUGCGGUGGCUGAACGCGCUGGGCAUAGACUCGUAGCAAGAGCAAGGUUGCCGAGACACUGCUCUAAUACUGAGGGUAUCCGGCCAUACUCUCACCACGAGGCGCUCGGUCUUCAGCUACUAACCCUGCUGGGGAGAGGGCAUUACGCGGAUACUGAUGCGUACCUCGCGCACGCUCAUUUGGCUCCGACGAAUUGCAGUUUACUUGUAUCCACGCAGCAUAUCUUCAUGGUCCGAUCCGGCGGCGUGAGCAACUCGUGGCAUAUCGAGUGGGUGCUCAAGUUAGACGACAUCAUCGGAGCGCCCACUGUCAACGGGGACAAACUCAUUCUUAAUGUUAAACAGGACGAGAUGGUAAACUACUUCUCGACGGAUGAGAAGGUAAUCGAAGUCCCGGACCCCGCUGUCCUGGAGUGGCUUCGAGCGAAGAUCGAGUGCGCGCUAGUAUUGGCUUUGGAAGAUAAGCGGUGUCCCACAGAUUAGACAAGGUUUUGGUAACGUUAUUUUAUUUUAAAAAAAAGUAAUGACUACGAGGGUUUUUUUUUUGGUGCUAUGUUACCCAGUGUUAAUAUUAAUUGAUAAAAAAAGUCAGAGAAAAAAUUUCGUCCGUACUUUGUUCGUUUUGUGGCAUCUGGAUUAACAAUCACUAAAUCAGCAGGUUUAACAUAACCGAUAUUUUAAUUGCAUCUAUUGAUAAAAGUUAUUUUUUUUUUCAAUAUGUAUAAAAUUUGUACACGAGGUCUGAGGAGGAUGAAUAAACAAAAAUAGCCGGAUGUCCUCAAUACAAUAUCUUGGUGACUAAACUUCAAAAGUUAAAUAAAGCCA
Leguminivora glycinivorella is the source of this 10832-nucleotide messenger RNA. Its product is annotated as vacuolar protein sorting-associated protein 13A-like. The record is from RefSeq and is a predicted model, not a curated record. Gene Ontology annotation, cellular component: extrinsic component of membrane. Gene Ontology annotation, biological process: protein retention in Golgi apparatus; protein targeting to vacuole. The transcript is spliced from 61 exons. NCBI's taxonomy places the organism in Eukaryota, Metazoa, Arthropoda, Insecta, Lepidoptera, Tortricidae. Bases 132 to 10490 code for a protein of 3452 amino acids.